AUGUCAGCAGAUGAUUUACUUGACAAUACAAUGCUUCCACCAACUAGCUCCUCACCAAGUGGACCUAUCACCAGCCCCACGGUGUCAGCACUUCAGUAUCGUCAAAGGGCCAAAGCCGCUCGACCUCUUAAAACCGUCGCCGACAUGACGCCCGAGGACGCUCCACAUGAUGACUUCGAUCCUCAAGCAAGAGUGACUUCUGUGGUGCCCAGAGAUGCCGUUCAGAGGAUAUCUGAGGCCAGGCUGCCUGCUGGAUCGCCGCCUGUUGUCCAAGGUAUCACGCUGGUGCCAGCUACAGCACUUCCAGAUCAGCUUCGAGCGGUCUUCAAAUUUGACAUCUUCAAUGCGGUCCAGUCCAAAUGCUUUGCUAGUGCCUUCGAGACUGACGACAAUCUCGUGGUGUCGGCUCCAACGGGCAGCGGAAAGACAGUCAUCAUGGAGUUCGCCAUCUGCAGACUGGUAGCUGAGUGCAAAGGUCAAGACUUCAAGGUUAUCUAUCAAGCUCCAACAAAGUCAUUGUGCGCAGAAAGAUACAACGACUGGCAGAAGAAGUUCGGCGUUUUGAAUCUAGACUGUGCUGAGCUCACUGGUGACACAGACUUGGCCCAUCUACGAGAUGUUCAGAAAGCAAGCAUUAUCAUCACUACUCCCGAAAAAUGGGACAGCAUCACUCGGAAAUGGCAAGAUCACGCCAGACUUAUGCAACUUGUCAGGCUGUUUCUUGUCGAUGAGGUUCAUAUUCUCAAGGACGAACGUGGUGCUACAUUGGAAGCCGUUGUGUCCCGAAUGAAAUCGGUCGCCAGCUCCAUCAGAUUUGUCGCCUUGUCCGCCACGGUACCGAACUCUGAAGACAUCGCAAUAUGGCUGGGCAAAAACUCGACGAUGCAGCAUCUUCCCGCACGUAGGGAAGUAUUUGGCGAAAACUUUCGUCCUGUUCAGCUCCGGAAGCAUGUCUAUGGUUUUGAAACUAGAAGCAACGACUUUGCAUUCGAGUCCAUGCUGACUGAACAGAUUCCCAAGAUUAUCGCAAACCACGGACGUGGAAAACCUGUCAUGGUCUUCUGUUCCACUCGGAGAGCCUCAGUGAACACUGCCGAAAGUCUAGCAGACAAGUGGUCAUCUUCGCAUCCCAUGCGUCGACUAUGGAAGGGCCCAGACAGACAGCUCUCUUUAGCGAACGCAGAACUCAGAGCUACCGCUGAGGCCGGAGUUGCCUUCCAUCACGGUGGCCUCAGCGUAGCAGAUCGCCGCACAAUUGAAGAAGCUUUUCUCAAUGGACAAAUCAAUAUCAUCUGCAGCACCUCCACCUUGGCAGUGGGCGUGAAUUUACCAUGCUAUCUUGUUAUCCUGAAAGGAACUUGCGCCUGGACCGACAGUGGUCUGAAAGAGUAUGCAGACCUUGAGGUCAUGCAAAUGCUGGGCAGAGCUGGAAGACCUCAAUUUGAAUCCUCGUCCUGUGCGGUUAUUUUGUGCCGCCAAGAGAAAGUCUCUCGAUAUGAGAAGAUGGUCUCUGGAGAGGAGCUCUUGGAGAGCUGCCUCCACCAGAAUCUGAUCGAGCAUCUGAAUGCAGAGAUCGUCCUUGGGACUGUGCGCGACGUCGCUACAGCAAAGCAGUGGCUCGCAAGCACGUUCUUGUACGUCCGUCUGAGGAAGAAUCCUUCUCAUUACCAGUUCCGAGAAGGCGUGGACGACAGUACCGAUGAUGAGAUCCUAGAGCAAUUGUGUAAGAAGGACAUAGAUCUUCUGGUGGGCGCCGGAAUUGUGGAAGAAAAGGAGCGACUGACUCCGACUAUGUUCGGGGAAGCAAUGGCACGGUAUUGCGUCAACUUCGAUACUAUGAAGUCUUUCAUCAAGCUGCCUCCAAAAGCGAAAACGUCCGAACUUCUCUUGCUCUUAGCUCAAGCACGAGAAUUCCGAGGUCUACGAAUGCAGGCUGGCGAGAAGUCCUUCUACAAGGAGAUCAACAAGGCUCCGGAGAUCAAAUUUCCCAUCAAGGUCGACGUCGCUCUACCUUCACAUAAAAUCUCGUUAGUCAUGCAAGCUGAGAUGGGCAGUGUCGCUCUGCCAGACGGAGAGAGCCACAAGAAACACCUUAGCCAAUACCGGAUUGACAGGUCAAAUAUCUUCGCGCAUGCCAAUAGGCUUAUUCGAUGCCUCAUUGAUUGCCAGAUUCAGUUACAAGACGCCAUAUCAGCGCGAAAUGCCCUUGAGCUCGGUCGCAGCCUUGCGGCGCACGUCUGGGACAACACGGCUAGUCAACUAAGACAAGUUGAAGGCCUUGGUGAGGUCGCGGUUCGAAAGUUGGCGGCAUCGUCCAUCUAUAGUAUGGACUCACUGCUGAACACAGAGCCAGCCCGUAUCGAACUGGUGCUUGGCAAAAAUCCGCCGUUUGGCCAUCAGUUGUUGAAGAAGUUGGAGUCGUUUCCCAAUCUAAGGGUGUCUGUGAAAGAGACUGGCAGAAAUAUUCGACACGGUCAGGGUGCAACGGUUAAAAUUGUUGCCGAGAUUGGCUUUCUGAACCCAGUGCCACCACAGAUCUUCAACAAGAAGCCCUUUUCUGUGUGCUUCCUGGCUGAAGACUCAAAUGGGACUCUCCUUGAAUUCCGGAGAUUUAGGCCAAAGAAAUUGGAGCACGGGGAAUUGGUCCAAUUGAAUUUACGGCUUACCAAACCGACCAACCAUGUCAGUUGUUAUGUGAUGUGUGAUAAUGUCGCGGGGACUAGCAAAUAUGCCGAGUUGAAUCUGUUGGACAUUCCGGUCUCUGCAUAUCCGAAGCAACCACACCAAAACGAUUCAACUGACGGCACGAACGAUUCAACUGACGGCACGAACGAUUCAACUGACGGCACGAAGACAGUCGUUCGCCAAGCUCCGGUGUCCAGUUGCUGCGUCGACGAGUUCGAUGACGGGGGAAUCGAAGACCAAGAUCUCCUGGCCAUUGACGCCACCGGCAGCAGGAUUGAAGUCAUUGAAGAUAUCGAUGCCAUCCUCGAAACAGACAAUAGGAAAAGCAAGUCGACGGAGCACUAUCAUAACGAAGACGCCGAUGCUUCAGUGUAUCGAGAGCCUAGUCAACUGCCAAAUGGACGGUGGACUUGCCAGCACGACUGCAAUGAGCGGGACAAGAAUUGUAAGCACAAAUGUUGCAAAGAGGGUGUGGCCAAGCCGAAACGUCGAUCAAAAGCAGAAACCAAGGUCAGAGAGGAGGAGAAAGGGCAGAAGAAGAUAACAUUUUUGGCGCCGAUGCAACCAAAACUGCGGCCCGGCCAGAAACCCCAAAGCAAACCGAACAGCAAGGCCCCAGCUAAGCCUCGCGGUGAUACUACCAGAGAAAUGAAAGACAAAAAUCAAAGAAAGAAGAUCAAGAGCGCCGUAGAGGCGUAUCACGAAAGACACAAAACUUCCAGCUCUGGAGACGCCACGUUCCAAAAGCAGUCCGAUGAGCCUGCCGCUAAACGUGCGAAGCGGUCGCAAGACCACAUAGAGGAAUUCGGGGGAGCUGAGCCUGAUUUGGACUUCGAAUCUGAGCUCAAACUUGACUGCUCUAAAGACCACGCCAAACAGGUAUCUCCAGAGAACCCAGAGAAACAAGCUGCAACAGUCGAGGAAGGUAAAGACGAUCUGUUCCUUUCCUUCGACGAGGACGACCUUCUGGACUUUUCCUUUGUGGAAUCGGGUCAGUCCCUCGAUGUUCUUUCUGCCUCCGAAGCAGCGCCCAUAGUUGUGGACAAGCUCAACACUGCCAAUCCCGGCGUCUGCAAGGAGGUGACCAUGCCAGACAACGAUGAUAUUGAUUUCCUGGCCUCAGAUCUGGACUUUGGAGGACUCGAUCCGCCACUUGAGCACGUCACCAUGUCGGACGUUCUCAAGAAUGACAGGACCGCUUCCCGAGGCCAGAGCAGCACUAUGGUCCAGAGCAUAGAAUGCUUCAAAGACGGCAUGGAUUCUAUUGAGGACUUCUCUGGCACGCAAGGGGAAGUUGCUGGGCUUUCAACGACUCCAGAGAAACAGCUCGAUGAUACCUUUGGUACAUGUCCGCCAGAUCCAAGCUUCACUCCUGGCGGCGAUACUCCUGCUGAAUCGUCGAUCAAGACGCCUGGAGACAUGGUAAUGGCUUCAAAAGCCGAGGCGGAAAUACUUGAGAAGGAGACGGACGCCGAGCGAGACAAGAGAUUGUUUGAUGAAGAGCAGAAGAAAAAGUGGGAAGGUAUCGACCAGUGGCUGUACGAUGAAUUUCAUGAGUACGUUGAACUCGUUUAG
Molecule: messenger RNA, 4260 nt
Organism: Cladophialophora yegresii CBS 114405
Lineage: Eukaryota; Fungi; Ascomycota; Eurotiomycetes; Chaetothyriales; Herpotrichiellaceae
Exons: 4
Coding region: 1-4260 (1419 amino acids)
Molecular function (GO): ATP binding; nucleic acid binding
Source: RefSeq, a predicted model, not a curated record